Penicillium brasilianum is the source of this 1431-nucleotide messenger RNA. The record is from the annotation of a GenBank genome assembly. Lineage: Eukaryota; Fungi; Ascomycota; Eurotiomycetes; Eurotiales; Aspergillaceae.
AUGGUUUCCUCCUACACUCGUCUCCUUACGGCCAUUUGCGCCCUCGCUGGCUCCGCCGCGGCCGUGACUCCCCUCAAGGUCCAGGGCAAGGACUUUGUCAACUCCAAGACCGGUGAUCGGUUCCAGAUUCUCGGUGUUGACUACCAGCCCGGUGGUUCCUCUGGUUUCACUGCCAAAAAGGACCCUUUGAGUGAUGGUGAUGUCUGUCUUCGUGAUGCCGCUCUGAUGCAGCGCCUGGGUAUCAACACCAUCCGUGUCUAUAAUCUCGAGCCCACCCUCGACCACAACAAGUGUGCCUCCAUCUUCAAUGCCGCCGGUAUCUACAUGAUCCUCGAUGUCAACUCCCCUCUUACCAACGGCUACCUGGACCGCACUGCUCCCUGGACGACUUACACCAACGCCUACUACCAGCAGGUCUUUGGUGUGAUCGAAGCCUUCAAGGCCUUCGACAACGUUCUCGGCUUCUUUGCUGGAAACGAAGUCAUCAACGAGGAAGCCACUCGCCUGGCUCCCGCCUAUGUCCGUGCCGUGAUCCGUGACAUGAAGGAUUACAUCGCCAAGCAGUCCGACCGCGCCAUCCCCGUUGGCUACUCCGCUGCAGACAUCCGUGACAUCCUGAUGGACACUGUGAACUACUUCGAGUGCGACCUGAAGAACUCUACCAGCUCGCGCGCUGACUUCUUUGGUCUCAACUCCUACUCGUGGUGCGGUGAUGCUUCCUACAAGUCCAGCGGCUACGAUGUCCUGACCGAGGACUUCUCCAAUGCCACUCUCCCCGUCUUCUUCUCCGAGUAUGGCUGUAACGAGGUCAAGCCCCGUAUCUUCACCGAGGUGCAGGCCCUGUACGGCGAAGAGAUGACCCAGGCUUUCUCCGGUGGGUUAAUCUACGAGUGGACAUUCGAGGAGAACGAGUAUGGCCUGGUCCAGGUCAACGACAACGGCACCAUCACCACUCUGAUCGACUAUGACAACCUGCAGAAGCAGUUCAACAAGCUCGACAUGAGCCGCAUCUCCGCCAGCAACACCUCCCAGACCAGUGUCACCCCGGAGACCUGCAGCGCCGACCUGAUCACCAACUCUACCUUCUACAACGCCUGGAACCUACCCGAUGCCCCCUCCAAGGUCUCGGACUACAUCAAGAACGGUCUGCCCAACAAGCCCUCCGGCGCCCUGGUCUCGGUGACGGCCACCACUCUCUCCGAGAAGGUCUACGACUACACUGGUAGCGAGAUCACCAAUGUCCAGUUCAAGGUGCUGGCCAACGACGAGUCCAACACUCCCUCCAACUCGUCCAGCUCCAGCUCUACCUCCUCCUCCUCUUCCUCGGGUACCUCCACCCACUCCAACGCCGCGUCUUCUCUGAACGGUGCCCCCUCCAUUGCCUUGGGUGGUCUGAGCGGUGUUUUCAUGCUGCUUGCUUCUCUGUUGUAG